This is a messenger RNA of Effrenium voratum, 1428 nucleotides long. NCBI's taxonomy places the organism in Eukaryota, Dinophyceae, Suessiales, Symbiodiniaceae. The record is from the annotation of a GenBank genome assembly.
AUGGCACUCUGGCAUUGGCUUCUGACUUUUCAUCUUGGCCGAGCUGAGUGGCCCCUCCCUGCCGAGCAGCAUGAGCUACACGGGGUGCAAACCUUUGUACACUGGCCAGGCCGCGUGGAAGCAGUGCUGCUGCUUUUUCACGGCUGCAACAACCAGGGCAGCGACUGGUUCCAGAAGCCAGAAGAGGUGAUUUUCCUGAGAGAGGCUACUUCGCGCGCAAAUGCAGUGAUCGCAUUCACAACGCCCCGCCACAGAGGAAACUUUUGCUGGCCAAAUGCGGAUGGUGACAGCGACGACUUUGAAACAAGCGUAACAAUGAUAUACAGAGCUACAGCGGCGCUUCUUCAGAUGAAGGCAAAGCCAAAUGGAAAGAAGCCGACUUUAGUAUUGGUGGGAGCCUCCUCUGGCGGCGUUUUUGCGUCUCAUUUGCCCAACAAGUGGCAAGAUAGCCAGGAUGUCUGGAAGAUCAGUGCAUUCCUUUCAGUGGUCUCGCCUACAAGCUUCGUAAGGAAAGGCGAGCUGCUGCAAGCUCCCGGAGAGACCUUUCCCCGCACGGGCCUCGCCUACAUGCCCAAAGAUGUUUCCUUUGCAUCAGAGGAGGCGACAACUACACUCCUCGGAAGCCUUCAAAACUUGGGAGUUGCUGCCAAGGCCUGGGCAGUUCACCCGCGCCGGCUUACGCCUGCUGAUUUUGCAGAUCGCUUUCGAAGUGCAGGCUUGGUCAUUCAGGAUCACGCAGUAGAGAGAUUCAUCGAGGCAUUGAGCGACCUCGGGCUGGUAGAUGGUGGCGAGGUGCUAGAUGAUCCCAGGCGAUUUCCAUGGGAGAGGGCAAUCAGUUUGCUGAACAAGGACACGCCCCCCGCGUCGAGAAAGCUUCGACUUCGAUGCGCGGAGGAGCUCCUGAACCGCGCCUGGGCACAGCAUGAGUUUGCCCUGGCUGACAUCGCCUCGGAGGCCAGCGUCCAUUUGCCGGCAACAGGGCCCAUCAUUGAAGCGGCGCAGAACGCUAGUCGGAAAGAUGAUCACCUGUGUAGAGUGGGUGCCUGCGGAGCUAUGAGCCAUCUUUCCAGUCUCGGCAUGUGGCUCAAGGUGCUGGACUUUCUCCUGCCCCUGGGCAAGGAGGCUGUUCUCUCUAUUUGUCACUGCCUUUUCAGUACCCUCAAUGCUGGGCCGGCUGCCAGGUCACAGGAAGCUCAGAGCUUUAAGCAGGUGGAGCUCAGCAAGGAGAAGGCGACCUUUUCCAUUGAGCUGGUUGAAGACCUGGUGCACUUCGAGAGCACGCAUGGUGCGACAUUGCGAAGCUCGACUGGUCGAAGCUCUGCGUGCGUCGCUCACGCUACCAGCAUCAAGAGGGAUUCGGUUGGAGCCAACUCUGAAGAGGAGGUCCAAAAUGUAAGCCUGCCGAAGUCGACUUCACCAUUAGACUAG